Brachypodium distachyon (stiff brome) is the source of this 1861-nucleotide messenger RNA. RefSeq names its product plastid division protein PDV1. Lineage: Eukaryota; Viridiplantae; Streptophyta; Magnoliopsida; Poales; Poaceae. Gene Ontology annotation, biological process: chloroplast fission. The transcript has 2 exons. The record is from RefSeq and is a predicted model, not a curated record. Bases 154 to 978 code for a protein of 274 amino acids.
CACCAAUUCACUCUCUCCCCCCACACUUCCUCCCCUCCCUUCCAGCAGUUUCCCUCCCUUUCCUCCCCCCUCUCCUCUCCCUCCCACCUCGCCGCUCCUCCCCACCCAAUCCGCACGCACCCGAACAACAAACCCUAGAGCCACGGCGAGGUGAUGAGAUGGGACGCGGCGGACGCGGAGGCGGUUCUGGAGCGGAUCUGGGACCUCCACGACCGCCUCAGCGACGCCAUCCUCACCGUCUCCACCACCCACUUCCUCCCCGCCCCGCCGCCGCCGCGCCCCUCCGCCUGCGCCCGCGCCGGCGGCCGGAAUGGGUGUGUCUUCGUCAAGGGACGUCGGGGAGGAGGAGGAUUCGGGGAGGAAGACGGCGGCGGUUCGGCCCUGGCCGCCGCGGCGGGAGCGAUGGCCGAGGCCAGGAGCCUGCACGCCAUCCGGACGGCGCUCGAGGACCUCGAGGACCACCUCGAGUUCUUGCAUACUGUUCAAUCACAACAACUGGCUGAGCGGGAUGCUGCAGUUGCUAGACUGGAGCAAAGCCGCCUAGUCCUUGCUACAAGGUUAGCUGAACAUCAGGGGAAGAAGUAUAGAGUCAUUGAGGAGGCCUUGGCAUUUGUAGGUGAGGUGAGUGACAAGAGUCGAUUCAUUUCACCAGAAGAUGUCCGUGCGACACAAUGCCAGUCAGGGGAGGAUCCGGUGGACAAUGGGGGCAAUGGUUCAAGUAUCAUGGCAAAUAUGUUAUCUUGUAGUCUAUCUUUAGCCAAGAAUUCAUUUCGAGUGGACAAAAUUGGCAGUGUUCUGGGUAAUGCUGCAGUUUUUGCAGUAAGUAUGCUUGCUUUCUUGCAGUUGCAUCAAGUUGCAUUCGGAAGCAGAACUCCACCUAUGGAAUACAGGAAGAGAAUUGAUUACAGUAGCCAAUCUGGGAGCUCACAGCAGAAUAGCAAAGGAAAGCAUCUUGAGGUCUACCUAGCCAGAGGUUGAGGAAUCAUCAGAUCACUUGCCACUGCCUGUACAGAAAGUCUUGACCCAGUGUUUAGUUUUCGUUGGUUUUGUUAGGGCACUAAUCAUUCUUUACAAUGGUCUGGACCAUGUUCCAGGCUGCUAAGGUACUAGAUGUCACAUUCUUUUGGAUGGAUUGGUCUACCUUCCAUGACAUUAGGUGUUGUAUUUCCUAAUCUGUAAAUGGAGUUGUGCUUAGAGAUGGAUUGAUUGGCAGAAUUCAUGUUUGAAGGUGGUGUUCUCUAUGCUGUUGAGCUUGCACCUGUUACUUGAGAUUCUUGUUGUCUUCUCAUGAGGAUUCUUUGCCAUUCUCUGGUUGCCCAACAACUUCAGUUUUUUUGGACCCAGCUUGUCAUAGCUACUUCAGUUUUUGUGGACUCAGCUUGUCAUAGGCUCAUAGCUGCCGUACAAGCACAUGUGAUGCUUGUAUAUUUAUCUUUUUAAUGGAGAUGGAGUAUACUUGAGGGUAUGUGCUUUGCUCUUUCUUGUGCUUGAUGAUGCUCUAAGGCUUUUCUUUGUUGUCUAGUCUAUUUGGUGUGGAAGCUUCUUUGAUAAUGCACUUGACCUCUGUUUUACAGAUAUGCGCUAACGUGCUACUUUUCACUUGGCUCUCCAAUACUGCUGCUGGAGCUGGUCGGUUGUGAUGUGUCUUCUUUCUGUGUUUUGGAUUGUAUUGCAAUCAGUAGAAGCAGAAAGGUUGAAGUAAACAAGUAUCCUAUGCCUGAUGAUCUACGCUGCACCAUAUGCACAAGUAUGGAUCUGAGGGUGUAAUAAACUGUAAAAGAAAUCUGGUUGAUUGUCUUGGAUGUUAUUGUUACAUUCAAAAGGAUGGAAAUCGAAGCUCCAUUUCCAGUGUGAUGCUAAA